GCUCUUCCAGAGGUCGAAAUGGCCCGUGCGCCUUCACGUUGCGACGACCAGGCUGCCUGGUAGCCUCAUUGAUGAGCUAAGGACCUCCCUCCACACUCGACUGAAGCAACUAUCAACCUCUACAAACAUACCAGCUUCACCGAUUAUCACGACGGCCGCUUGACGAUAGCUCGGUCAAAUAGAGAAUAGUCCAUUCUCACGCUUUUGGGACUCAUAAUUCGCAAAAUCAGCGUUGGUGCAGCAGUACGCGCCAACAGAUUAAGGCUGCAGGCAAGCUAGCUUCAGUUGCUGUGCACGUCACCCAUACACUUAGAUUCCACCGACAUAAAAUACAAAGCCCGCCAUCAUGAGCAACGAGACCAUUUCCGAUUUUCUUGCCGAGCAGCGCGAUGAAGCUCCCGAGGAGCUCCAACCUCUCAUUCUCGACUUUGAGAACUUCUGGGAGCGCAAGCUUUGGCACCAGCUCACUGACGCCCUCGUCGAGUUCUUCAGCCACCCCGAGAGCGCCCCUCAACGACUACCAUUCUACAGAGUCUUUAUUCUCAAGUUUGCCGACAAGAUCAACCAAUUGAAGCUUGUGGAACUAGCAUUGAAGGCAGCAACAGAGUGUGAAGAAGACGAGCAGCGCCUUUCUUUCCUGCAAUCAGUGGCCAAGAAGGUCGAUAACGAGAACUCUCAGGAUGCUUAUGUCUAUGCCUUGGUUGCUGUCGCCCAAGCAAAGCUGGACUUGGAGGAGCUAGAUGCUGCGCGAAAGGAUCUGGAUACAGCCGAGCGGAUAUUGGACUCUUUCGACUCUGUAGAGAAUGUGGUCCAUGCUGCUUUCUAUGAUGCAAAUGCCAUCUACUACCAGCGCAAGAUGGACUUCUCCAACUACUACCGUACUGCCCUCCUCUACCUUGCCUGCAUUGACCUCAAUGCAAUGACUCCUGAGGAGCGACACAAGAGAGCCUACCAUCUCAGCAUUGCUGCCCUUGUUUCAACAAGCAUCUACAACUUCGGAGAGCUCCUGCUCCACCCCAUCCUUGACGUCCUCGCCAAGAGCGAGCAUGCCUGGAUGCGUGAUCUGCUAUUUGCCUUUAACCGUGGAGACCUCGAUGCUUAUGACCAGCUGUCUGAUCGCGUCGAGUCCAACAAGCUUCUUAAGAACAACGCCACGCAUCUUCGACAAAAGAUCUACCUUUCCGCAUUGACUGAGGCUGUCUUCCGCCGUCCUCCCCACGACCGCACCCUCACUUUUGCCACUAUCGCUCAGGAGACCAAGGUUCGACCCGAAGAGAUCGAGCAUCUCAUCAUGAAGGCCCUUAGCCUAGGUCUGUUGCGAGGAACUAUUGACCAAGUGGACGGCGUUGCUCAAAUCACCUGGGUUCAGCCCAAGGUGCUCGACAUGAAGCAAAUCGCCGCAAUGCGCCAGCGACUGCUUGACUGGGACUCGAGCGUCAACCAACUCGGUAACUGGAUUGAGUCGGCUGGCAAGGAUGUGUGGGCUGCGUAGAGGAGUUCUCGACAGGAGUACGGUCUAGGGAACGUACGGCAAUCAAAACGAACAAAUGUACAGUAUAGACGAAUAGAAACUUUACUGUGGGCAGAUGAUGAUCUUUUGCCCAAGUCAAGACUAUUAAUUCUAAAUUUCGCCUAAUCUAUGUGCCCUUGUUUAUUACCUAAAAAUCAGAACCACCAUUAUGGUGGCGCAAUGCAUGCUUUGUUUCCUAUUUUACAGUCCGAAUCCCUAAUUUUCUUCAAGCAGUAACCUCUCCGAAGACAUUGACCAUGCCCACGAGCCAGGCUGGCCACCAAAGGCACCAUACCACAACGGGUGUAUACAUGCCCCAGACGUUCCAGCCGAAGCUGGCCUCCUUCAACAGAUCCGCGAUACUGAUGUCCCAGAUUUGGGCCGCUGCGUACAAAACUGUAGGUGGUGACACGACAUUAAGGAGACCUGCUAGAGACCAGCGAAGGCCCCGGUUCUUGACCGGCUGGACAAAGCUGAGCGGGCUUGAGAGUACGCCGAUGAGAAAAGCGAGAGAAAAAUUGAGAGUUGCAAGAGUAGAAAGACACAUGCCAAGAACGAGAAGAGAGAAGGACUUUGUGAGUUGGAAGUGCUGCAUCGUGGGCUUGGUGACAAGGGUUAGGAGACGCGAGAUCGCGAAGGGCAAGAUAGCCGAGAUGACAGAGAAUGCAGCAAAAGUGGGCGAGAGUAACUAGAGGUAAUCAGUAUAAGACUCGAAGAUGAUGAUAUUGGGG
Molecule: messenger RNA, 2241 nt
Organism: Fusarium odoratissimum NRRL 54006
Lineage: Eukaryota; Fungi; Ascomycota; Sordariomycetes; Hypocreales; Nectriaceae
Product: 26S proteasome regulatory subunit N9
Exons: 3
Coding region: 347-1492 (381 amino acids)
Biological process (GO): ubiquitin-dependent protein catabolic process
Cellular component (GO): proteasome regulatory particle, lid subcomplex; cytosol; nucleus
Molecular function (GO): structural molecule activity
Source: RefSeq, a predicted model, not a curated record